Penicillium egyptiacum is the source of this 1023-nucleotide messenger RNA. The record is from the annotation of a GenBank genome assembly. NCBI's taxonomy places the organism in Eukaryota, Fungi, Ascomycota, Eurotiomycetes, Eurotiales, Aspergillaceae.
AUGCCCUCAUUCUCCGCGCAAUUCAUUCUUUCCACAUAUACCGGGGCCAUCGUAUUAGCGAACUCCCUCUUUAUAUCUCUGACAAUGCACAUUAACCGCCCAUCCAUUGUAUCACUCGCACUUAUUUUAGCCCUUACUCAAUCAACUAUAUCCCACCCUAUCCGAACUAUCAAAUGGGUCAAAACAGAGCAAUUCCAAGACCCAAAGGAUCGUGGAAUAUGGAAGGUCUUCGAGAAAGAAGGAUAUGAUCAAUUACCCGACCCACCGCACAUCAGAUACAACGGGAACCCAGCAUGGCCCAACCGAAACAACGAACAAUUAGAGCAAGACACACCAAAUGAUCGCUAUAAAACAGGGACUUCCGAGUGGGGGAAACCAACAGUUUCAAUCCUGAUCCCAGCAUCUCCAGUUAUACCAAUGCAAAAGCCCUACAGCCAAAAGACGGGAGAAAAGCAGGAGAACCACUCAGAAGACAAGGGGGGCUCAAUCAAUGCAUCUGCUGCCCAGAGACAAGGUCACUACAGCGACAUCCUACAAUCCCUGCACACAAAAGGCGCCCUAAGAAAUGAGCAUAAAUAUACCCCGCCUGCACCUUUCUCCUACUCCUCAUCGGACCAUUCGACCUCUUUCUUUGCAUACCGCUGCUCUUUCCCGACGUUGAGAUUAGAAACCAUGUCGUUGCCACAGUAUCCUCUUCCAGGAGGUUUUACGACAGUGAUUAUUCUCCUAGUGAUGGUUUGGAUUGCUAUGUUCACCAUUGGGUUGCUUGAACUUGGGAAUUAUCUUUGGAGACGGAGGGCAGAGACGGAGGGCAGGGAGGAUGUUCAGGGUCUGCAUAGUCAGGAGGAUGUGAGUUUUGAUGAGACGAUGAAGAUGCCGUUAACAAUAGUUAUUGCUCCUUCGGAAAACACUCGGCCGUGUUCUAUGGGAGAACAAGGGUAUGAGUUCCUAGAGUCCGUUUCCAGUGACUAUGAGUCGGACUCGGGUUCGGAAUCUGAUGAGGAUGAUUAUCGCAUCUUUUGA